This is a messenger RNA of Diachasma alloeum, 565 nucleotides long. RefSeq names its product pupal cuticle protein G1A. The transcript is spliced from 2 exons. Lineage: Eukaryota; Metazoa; Arthropoda; Insecta; Hymenoptera; Braconidae. The coding region runs from base 65 to 565 and encodes 166 amino acids. The record is from RefSeq and is a predicted model, not a curated record.
GCGUCAGUCUUCAGUGCACAUCUUCUCAACAAGUUCACGGUUCGGAAGGACGUAAUACCCAGCCAUGAAUAAAUUCAUCGUUCUCUCCGCUGUCUUCGCGUGUGCCUUUGCAGCACCAAAAGCAGGAUUUCUCACCGGUGAACAUCCGGCUCCAGUCGUAACCGGUGAAGUUAUCGACACUUACUCCUCGCCCGUCCUCACAAGCUACUCAGCACCAGUUUUCAAGACCGUUUCCGCACCUAUAAUCACUAGCUACUCAGCGGAGACCCUCUCGUCUCCUCUGUACAAGACCUUGGCUGCACCAGCAAUUACGAGCCACUCUUCAUCGUUGGUGAGGGGAGUCGCUCAUCCAACAAUUACAAGCUACUCGACACCACGUUUCGUAUCAAGCUACUCGGCACAACCUCUGGUCUCAAGCUACCCACCAUUGGUAUCGAGCUUCACUUCCCCAUCCCUCGUUUCAAGCAACUCUUCCCCUUCGCUAGUGUCACCUUACACUACUCCGGUGGUUAAGACACUUUACUCUUCCCCGAUUGUUCAUCAGCACACCACCACUGUCUUGUAG